This is a messenger RNA of Suillus bovinus, 1323 nucleotides long. RefSeq names its product polynucleotide kinase 3 phosphatase-domain-containing protein. Gene Ontology annotation, biological process: DNA repair. The coding region runs from base 1 to 1323 and encodes 440 amino acids. Lineage: Eukaryota; Fungi; Basidiomycota; Agaricomycetes; Boletales; Suillaceae. Gene Ontology annotation, molecular function: polynucleotide 3'-phosphatase activity; ATP-dependent polydeoxyribonucleotide 5'-hydroxyl-kinase activity; double-stranded DNA binding. The record is from RefSeq and is a predicted model, not a curated record. The transcript is spliced from 10 exons.
AUGCGAGCAGUAACUCCUGUACCUUGCUUGCUCACUCGCCUUAUCACAGAAUCGAAGAAGCGAACUGUUUCAGAUCUGGGUGGCGAACCCGAGAGCAGUGGCUCCAUGACAAGUUCUCGAAAAGUAGCCAAGAUACACCCAUUCUUUACCAAACCUAGCGUUAGCUCUACGGUGUCCUCAUUCCAAUGGCUGAAACCUGCUCUAGGCUCUAAGCGCGCGUGUCUACACGGAAUCAAUCUGAUACCACAAAGCACACCGAAAGUAGCUGCAUUCGACCUCGAUGGAACAGUAAUAAAGUCAAACCACAAAGGUCAAAGCAAGGAAGCUUUAUUGCACUGGGAGUGGUGGAGAGCCAGUGUGCCUGUGAAGUUGGAGGAAUUACAUCAAAAUGGAUACUCAAUCAUAUUGAUAUCUAAUCAAGCAUUAAAGCAACAACAUCUGGAGGGCUGGAAGAAGAAGAUUCCUCUCAUCUCUGCCGCUCUUCCCAGUGUGCCUUUUCGAAUAUUAGCUGCGUCUGCAAAAGAUGGCUUUCGCAAGCCUAUGCCAGGGAUGUGGGAUGAGCUCGAACGUAUUUUUGCAGAAGAUGGUAUUCAGAUAGAUAAUAAUGCUUCAUUCUUUGUUGGAGAUGCUGCGGGUCGUACGAAUGACUUUGCAUCGACUGACAGGAAAUGGGCCAUUAACAUUGGUAUUCCGUUUUAUACCCCAGAAGAAUAUUUUCUGCAACUCCCCUCAGCGCCGUAUAUCCUUCCUGGAUUCCAUGUUUCUAGUCUCCCAAAGUUAUCAUUACUUGACCCUCCUACGGCACGAAUCAUUCCUGAUGCCGCAGGGACAGAGCUUGUCUUAUUUUCGGGCUUCCCAUGCCUUGGAAAAUCGACCUUUUUCCGGAGACAUUUUGCGCCUGCUGGGUACACUCACAUUAAUCAAGAUACAUUGGGGAGUCGUUCCAAAUGCAUGAAAGCAGCUGAAGUAGCACUCGAAGCUGGUACAAGCUGUGUAGUCGACAAUACCAAUAGAGAUAUUCCAACUAGAAAACAUUAUUUGGAUUUUGCAAGGAAACUCCACAUUCCUGUUCGAUGUAUCGAGUUCGUUGGGUCGAUGGACCUGGCAUGGCACAAUAACCUCUACCGUGCAUAUGUUCAUCCUUCAAUAGAGUCGAGACGCGACAUAAUCCCAUACGUUGCUUUUAUAGGCUUUAAGAAUCACUAUGAGGAGCCCCGACUGACAGAGGGCUUUUCAGAAAUAAUUAAGGUCAAUUGGGUGUUCGAAGGUUCGGAAGAAGAACGAAAGAGGUGGAGUAUGUGGCUUCAGAUUGACGGGAAAUGA